Drosophila nasuta is the source of this 2075-nucleotide messenger RNA. RefSeq lists its product as uncharacterized. The transcript has 2 exons. NCBI's taxonomy places the organism in Eukaryota, Metazoa, Arthropoda, Insecta, Diptera, Drosophilidae. Bases 741 to 1793 code for a protein of 350 amino acids. The record is from RefSeq and is a predicted model, not a curated record.
UUCCAUUCCACCCUCACAGAAAUAAUGAGGUGUUUUAAAAAAGAAAAUGAUUCAAUCGAUUUUGAGAGUUUAAUUUUCAAAGCAGUACAGGAGUAUAACAGUUCAAUUCAUUGCACUACCAAGAAGAAACCAAUUGAGGUAUUCUUCGGAACAAGAACAAUAACAGAUCCACAAGAAUUAGAACAAGCUAGGAAUCAGAUCAGCAACGAAAUAAAAAGAAAACAAGAGGAAGAUUUAUUAUACCACAAUUCAAAAAAGAAACUAAUAAGAACUUAUACGAAAGGAGAAGUUAUUUACGUCAGAAUAGAUAAAAGAUUUUUCUUGCCGUUAUGUCACGGGUUGGCCACAAUCUUAGACUAUUCAAAUUCCCAGUUGAUUCCUAUCAAGACUGGAGUAGCAGCAAUUCAGAAUGGCGCAUUCAGAGUAAUCCAUGUUUUCAAUAUAGAAGAAUACGAAAACACUGCAUGGAAACUAGAAGAAACAUUGAAAAAUGUGAGCCAAAAUCAUCAGCUUUUCCCAUUCUUAGAAUACGAACUUAGAAAAAUUAAAAUCGAUUUGCGUCGACUAAAACCUAAGAAAAGAACGACAAGAUCCUAGGAACAGCCUGGAAAUGGUUGGCCGGCACGCCGGACCGCAAUGAUCACGAAAUUGUAACAGCUAAAAUAAAUGAGCAACUUGAAAACAACAACAGACAAGUUGUAAUAAAUAAAGAAUUAAACAUAAGAAUAAAUGAACUAAGCAUGAGAUGUAAUGCUAUAUUAAAAACAACUUUAGAACAUAAGGAAUUUCAAGAACAAAUAAUAUCAGUUCUAAAAUACAAAAUUCAAAUUUUUAAAGAUGAAUUAUACAAUCUUAUACACGCAAUUGAAUGGGCAAAAACUAAUACAAUAAACUCUAUAAUAUUAUCAGAACUAGAAAUAAGUAAAAUUGAACAAAUACUAGAAAACGAAAAAAUAAUGUUUGUAAACGUUGAAGAACUAUUAGAAUUUGCAAAAUUAAAAAUAGCCUCAAAUGGCAAAGAAAUGUUGUACAUGGUAAGCAUUCCACUGUUAGGAAAUCAACUUUGUACCGCAAUGAAAAUAAAACCAACAAAAAAAGACAAUGUUAUAAACGUAAUUAAGUAUGAAAAUAUUAUCAAAUGCAAUAAUGCUUUGUACGCCCAGAAAAAUGAUUGCGAAUCCCAUAACGAUAAAAUCAUUUGUCAUAGAGAUAAUAUCAUAGAUUUAAGUAACGUUACUUGUAUAACUCCUUUGUUAAACCACUCAAGACCCUACUGCAAUACAGUAAAUAGCCAACAUGUUCCAGACCAUGAAGAAAUUUUGACGGGUACAAUUCUGUUAAACGACUACACUGGCAGCAUACAAAUAGACCAAGAUGAAGUAGAUCUGAAAGGAAGCUACCUCAUACAAUUCGAAAACUCCACAAUAAGAAUUGGCGAUGACGAAUAUGAAGCUGGCGAGGCAAGAUACGCAGAAGCGAUUCCACCACUCUUCCAGAUGAUGGCAGAAAAAACCAAAGCCGAGGAAGUACUAUCGCUACAGGUGUUAGGAGAACUUAACAUCAACAACACUCGAAGACUGGAUACCCUACGAACUAACAACUUUAAGGCAAAUUCCAUCAGCUUCGCACUUUCUGGCAUAUUGGUGAUAACUUUCACUAUACUGGCUAUAUUGGUAUGGAAACUCAAGUCCACUCCAAGAGCAGAAAAAACCACAGAGAUACAGAAAGGCGAAACACCAAGCAAUGGAACCCAAAAACGCUUCUACAUUGCGUCCGAAGACGUACGCGUUUAAAGGGGGAGGAGUUAACACCAGAGUUGGUUGCACCGAACUAGAAGUUACGGAACACCGCAGCGCAUAACCAACGACACGUGCGCAGCGUCAGCUAUAUUUCGGUCACUAACGUCUGGGAACCAGACAGUAACCCGAUCCUCUAAAAAGUUAGCGGAAACGGCAACGACAACAACAACAGCCACGAGCCAGCAAUGGUAAUUGCAAUGACUGCAAUUACAACGGAAACGGGAGCAACAACAAAGUAGCAUUGGGUACGACGGAGCAGCGCCGCCAGCAGAACAA